Messenger RNA from Tarenaya hassleriana, 3084 nucleotides. RefSeq names its product zinc finger CCCH domain-containing protein 41. Bases 108 to 2783 code for a protein of 891 amino acids. Gene Ontology annotation, molecular function: metal ion binding; RNA binding. Gene Ontology annotation, cellular component: nucleus. The transcript is spliced from 5 exons. NCBI's taxonomy places the organism in Eukaryota, Viridiplantae, Streptophyta, Magnoliopsida, Brassicales, Cleomaceae. The record is from RefSeq and is a predicted model, not a curated record.
GCCUAUUUGCGCUAGAGAGAGCGGCAUAGUCAUUGGUCGCUCCGAUCGUCUUGGAAGAAUCCAAUUUUGUAUCAGAUACCACAAGCUCUGUGGUUCCUAGAGGAUAAAUGGAAGUUUCUGUUUCCUCUCAGAAACAAAGCGUGAUAUCCCCUCCCGAGUGUAUGAGUGAUCCCGAGGAGCAGGAAAUCAGCGAGGAGGAGGAUGAUGAUCGCAACCAUAAGCAUCGUAGGAGAGAGACAAGGUCUCAGUCCUUGGAACGAGAUAGUUCAGAUCAAGUUGUUUUCACAAGGCCUUACAGGAAAAACAAUAUACAUUUUGAAAAUGGGAAUUCUUUUAAUCAACAUCAAAAACGACAUCCAGGUGCAGCAAAUGUUCGGUUUGAUUCAAACCAAAGAAUAAGAUCAAACCAUACUUUUUCAAGGGACACUGGUCCUGGUAGAGGUGGAGGGAGAGGCUAUGGUUCCUGGGCACAGCGUGAUUCCAGGUUCAACCCUGUUGAUCUCUCAUCUCAUAUGGUCCAAGUUGGGUCUAUGACUCCGGGAUUUUUUGGAGGAAGAGGGUUAUCUGGUGUUUCAACCGCACAAAAUUCACCAUGGCCUGCUUUUGGAAUGCUUCCUGGGGUUCCAACUGGUGGCCUAGAUACUCUCCAUCCAAUUGGCUUGCAAGGGUCUCUAAGACCGCCCUUAAAUUCUCAACUCAACCUUGGUAUUCAACAACGGUGUAGAGACUUUGAGGAGCGUGGAUUCUGUCUAAGAGGAGACAUGUGUCUCAUGGAGCAUGGAGUCAAUCGCAUUGUCGUUGAUGAUGUUCAGAGUCUUUCCCAAUUCAAUCUUCCUGUUUCGCUCCCUGGCGCACCUCUUCUGGCAGCUCCAUCUAAAGCAGUGCCCACACAUUUUGGCAGCUCUUCUGCAUUUAUGAGUGCUAAAGGGGCUAAUGGAAAAAAUAAUGAGUCUGGAAUGACUGUUGAUGGUUUGGGUUAUGGGGAUCCAUAUCCCGCCGCUGCUGGAACUGAUUUUUAUGACCCUGAUCAACCUUUAUGGAACAACAGCACUGGUGAAACUUCAGGUGCAAUAUCUGGCCGAAAUCCAAAUGGCAUUGAUGAAACUGUAGCUACACUGGAUUGCGAUAACCAAGAUGUAGCUGAAAAUGCGUGUGGUAUAAGAAACUCUAGGAGCACUAGGAAAUCUGUUUGGGGUCAAAUCUGUGGUUCAAACAGUCAAGGGAAUUUCAAAGAGAAAGGUAACUCAGCAUUGAAUUCAUCGAUUGGUCUUGAAGAUGAAGUCAAGGAGGUCUCUAUCAGUUCAUCAAGGCAAGGAAAGCGGAAUCUUGCUGGUGAAACAGUUGCCAAAUUUGAUUCAUCAAAGGCACCUAACGAUGCGACAACCAAUACAAGAAAACAUGGUCAAAAGGCCAUGCGAACACUAUUUGUCAAUGGGGUUCCCGGGGAGAGCAACAAGAGGGACCUUCUUCUUGCCCAUUUUCAGAAAUUUGGGAAUGUUAUUGACAUUCGUAUCCCCUUAAACAGUGAGCGAGCAUUUGUUCAGUUCUCUAAGCGUGAAGAGGCUGAAGCUGCUCUCAAGGCACCUGAUGCUGUAAUGGGUAACCGCUUUAUCAAACUUUGGUGGGCAAAUUGGGAUAGUAUCCAAGAUAAUGGCCCGAACACUGGAAAUGGUGCAUCUCUGACUCGCCGUGGUAUGAUAUCUGCCGGAGGACAAAACAAAUUUCCUAUUACUCCAACAUCAACGAGCAACCAUGCAUCUACAGGUCCGAAGGGUCCUGGGGAAGCUCCAUCCUCCUGUGAGCAGCCUAAGCUGGUGGUCAGUAAUGGUCCUAAGGUGCCACCUCUGCAGAAAAAAUCAGAAGCUCUCGAGCAGCUGAAGGAGGAACUUCGGAAAAAGCAGGAAAUGCUGGAGCAGAAGCGUAAUGAAUUCCGCAAACAGUUGGCCAAAUUCGAAAAACAAGCUACCGUCAUCAAGGAUGACGAAGCUGAGGAGCAGUCUGUUAAGCGCCUUAAAACGGGUACCCCUGCUGACCUGAGUGCUGCCUCUCCCCCGACAAAGCCGAAACUGGAGUCUCUAACAGAGAAGAGUAAACUUGCCCAGAAUCCGAUGUCCAACUUUAAGCUAAACACAGAAACAUGGUUGCAAGAACCGAAAAACUCGAAACCACAAACUUAUCCCUUUGCAGCAAGUAUGAACACUCCUAUGGUGAAUAGGUAUAAGUUGGACAAUCGCACCACUACCAUCAAAGUUGCUCCCCCUUUACCUACUGGGUUAGCUGACGUCGAUGUCUUAAAAGAAUACUUCUCUUCCUUUGGGGAAGUUAGCAAAGUGGAGAUAGAAGAUGAAGGGCCCAGUGGCGAUAAUACCAAAGAAGGGGAUGAUACAUCUAACGAAAACCUUACAGCACAUGUUACCUUUGCGAAACGCAGUGCGGCCGAGAAGGCGUUUGCCAAUGCAAAGUGUUGGCAAGGACACGUCUUGCGGUUCGUGUGGGUAACAACACGACAAACCGGCAAAGAGGAUAAUCCCUCUGUAUCCAACUCAGACAAGUCAUCUUCUGUUCAUAGUGACCCAAAAGCUGUAGAAUCGUCUCCGGUCUCCAACAUUAAAGAAUCUUCCGUGGGAACUUCUGACGAUAAGAAUGUUGUUUCCGGGGACGAUGCUUCUGAGAAACAAGAGAAGGAAGGAAUCGAGAUAGAGACCUCCGAGCUGAUGGAAGCUUCUGAGGCCACGGGAAUGGAGGAAGAGCAACAGCCGUUAGGAUCAAAUCUUGACGGAUGAUUAUGGUCGCAUGGUCAGGGCUGUUGUAGAGCGAGGUAAUAUUUGUCUCCAAACUCUUUUUUUUUUUUUUGGCAUAGUGAUUGUUUCUUCUGGGUUUAAGGGCAGUUGGUUAAACAUUAUUAUUUUUUGUUUGGAUGCGAUAUAUUAUCUAUUAAGGGUUAUUUUUUCAGUGAUUAGAGGAUGUAAAAAGAACUAAGAGAAACGAGAAAUCGUUGGCUCCUUGACUGUGUAGCAGCUAACCCUUGUUUUCCAGCUGAUAGCAUUGUGGGGAACAAAAUUUACACUCUGGAUUUUUUCCUUC